AUGUUAUCCCGUACACGCUCUCCGAAAUCAUCUUCAACAUUCCAGUUUCCCUCCUCCUCUUCGACUUCAACAAUCCUCCCAACCCGCGUCACAUCGCCUACGCGGAAGCAGCAACAAGACAAGUGGCACCCCCGAGUCUACCACCAACAAUACACCCACUCCCGAAAGAUUUCCGACGUCCUCGGUAGGAUGCGAUAUGGCCGCAACAGAUCCGGAAGUGUCACGGCAGGAGAGGUCGUAGAUGCUUUGAAGGCCCCGCUGAGUCCGUACCUUAUUACUUUGUGUCUGAUAUGGUACCUCUCAUCAGCACUUUCAAACACUUCCUCAAAAACAAUCCUUAACUCGUUCCCCCAGCCAGUAACACUCACAAUUGUACAAUUCGGCUUUGUAUCAUCAUGGUGCAUCACCUUGUCGCUCCUAGCAAAGUUUACACCAUUGCGGACAAUCCCCGGCCUAUCCGGAGGUUUAAGAUUCCCGACCAGGGCAAUUAUCGGAACCACUGCGCCGCUGGCUUUAUUCCAAGUUGGAGGCCAUAUUGCCAGUAGUAUAGCUACAGAGAAAAUUCCUGUCAGCCUAGUUCAUACGAUUAAGGGCAUGUCCCCCCUCUUCACGGUCAUCGCCUACCGCUUCCUCUUCUCUGUUCACUACUCCACCGCGACUUACCUAUCCCUCCUACCCCUCACUAUCGGCGUUAUGCUCGCCUGCUCAGUCGAAUUCCAUGGCAACCUAUGGGGAAUUCUCUGCGCUUUCAUCGGCGCAUUGAUUUUUGUUUCACAGAACAUCUUUUCUAAAAAGCUGUUCAAUGAGUCGUCGUCCGCUGCCGCCGAUCCAUCAAUCCCACUCUCGCGUCGUAAGCUGGACAAACUCAACCUUCUCUGCUACUCUUCAGGAAUGGCAUUCUUGUUGACGUCCCCCAUCUGGUUCUACUCAGAGGGCUUCGAGCUACUAAGCACAUACGCACGUGAGGGGCGGGUACCACUGGUUGUGCAGAUAGGGAAGCAUGGCGAGGAGCCGCUGAGUGGGUUGGGGUUGAUUGGCGAGUUCAUAUUCAACGGAACAGUACAUUUUGGUCAGAAUAUCAUUGCAUUCGUGUUAUUGAGUCUGGUAUCUCCCGUCACGUACUCAGUAGCAAGUCUGGUGAAGAGAAUAUUUGUUAUCGUAAUGGCAAUCGUCUGGUUUGGGAACAAGACUACCCCAGUGCAAGCAGUCGGAAUUGGAUUGACCUUUUUGGGCCUAUAUCUUUAUGAUCGAGCCGGGGAUGUCUCGCGGAAAGAGCGCCACAUCAAACUUGAACAAACAAGGGGACUCGAUACACUGCUGCCCUCCACACAUGCCCAUUCCGCAAAUAGCAGCAGUAAAGACAAUAUACCCAUGGGACGGCCUCGGAGCGGCACAAAUGGGUAUGCAGUUUCUAAUGCUACAGAUAAAGACGGCGAGAUCAGUGGGAUGAAUGUGGGCGCAGCGGGCGCCAACGGGUGGCUACCGCAGGGGACAAGACAAGAGGAGACGUGGAGAAGGGAGGUUACGGCGCAGUAG
This is a messenger RNA of Morchella importuna, 1536 nucleotides long. RefSeq lists its product as uncharacterized. The coding region runs from base 1 to 1536 and encodes 511 amino acids. The transcript has 5 exons. Gene Ontology annotation, molecular function: phosphoenolpyruvate transmembrane transporter activity; antiporter activity. The record is from RefSeq and is a predicted model, not a curated record. Gene Ontology annotation, cellular component: Golgi apparatus; endoplasmic reticulum. NCBI's taxonomy places the organism in Eukaryota, Fungi, Ascomycota, Pezizomycetes, Pezizales, Morchellaceae. Gene Ontology annotation, biological process: phosphoenolpyruvate transmembrane import into Golgi lumen.